Molecule: messenger RNA, 618 nt
Organism: Hansenula ciferrii
Lineage: Eukaryota; Fungi; Ascomycota; Saccharomycetes; Phaffomycetales; Wickerhamomycetaceae
Gene: TRS33
Product: Trs33p
Exons: 1
Coding region: 1-618 (205 amino acids)
Biological process (GO): regulation of GTPase activity; endoplasmic reticulum to Golgi vesicle-mediated transport
Cellular component (GO): TRAPP complex; cis-Golgi network; trans-Golgi network
Source: RefSeq, a predicted model, not a curated record
AUGGACACAGAACCUCAAUCAUUAAUCAAUUCCACAUGUCUUGAUCUUCUCAUGAAUGAAAUUGUUCCAUUAGCUAUACGAACAACAGAAGAACAAUCAAAUCCCAUAGAUCAACCUACAAAUGAUGAAUCAGAAUUAAUUAAAAAACUAGAUAUCUCUCCCAUAACAGCAGGUGGUGUUGAAAUAUUUGAUAGUGAAUAUAUUCAAAGUGAAGAUGUUUAUUAUAAAGUUGAACAAUAUGGAUUCAGUAUAGGUAUUAGAAUUUCAGAAAUUUUGAUAUAUAAAAAUUCAAAUAAUGAAAUUUUAAAAAAUUUAGAAUUAUUAAAUAUAAUGAAAUUCAUAUGUAGAGAUGUUUGGAAAUUAAUUUAUGGGAAACAAAUGGAUAAUUUAAGAACAAAUCAUAAAGGUACUUUUGUACUUAUUGAUAAUAGUUUUAAAAUUUUUAAUAAUUAUGAUAGUCCAAUUGAUUUAAAUGAUACAAUAUUAAAAUCAAAACCUUAUCUUUAUAUACCCACUGGUAUUAUUAGAGGUGUAUUGAAAAGUUUUGGUGUGGAAAGUAUAGUUACACCAGAAAUUACAAAAUUUCCAAGUGUUUCAUUUAAUAUCCAAACAAGUUGA